AGGGGCGCUGGGCGGGGAGGUCCGGGCCGCGCUUCCGGCAGGGGGCGGAUGUUGGGGUUUGAAUCGGCCGUCGGUUGGCGCGCGGCGCGGCCUGGCCCGGUUCGGUCAGGUUCGAGCGACAGCCAGAAGAACUCAGGAUGAGUAAAACGGAUAAUUUUGAUGUUCAAAGCACAAAAAUCUGUGUUCUCUGUGGACGGACGGAUGACUGCCCUGAAAAGUAUGGAGAAAAAAGGACCUAUGUGGAAUACAAUCUCACUGUUCAUUAUUACUGUUUGUUGAUGUCAAGUGGCAUUUGGCAGAGGGGUGAAGAAGAUGAAGGUGUAGAUGGAUUUUUGAUCACAGAUAUUAGAAAAGAAGUAAAAAGAGCUGCAAAACUGAAAUGUAAUAUCUGUAAGAAAAAGGGAGCUUCAAUUGGAUGUGUAGCUCCUAAAUGCAAACGGAGUUACCAUUUUCCUUGUGGGUUACAAAAGGAAUGCAUUUUCCAGUUUAUGGAAGACUUCAGAUCUUACUGUUGGGAACAUAGACCAGUCCAAGUAUUUAUGGAUAAAGAGCCUAGAGGAGCUUCACAGUGCACAAUAUGCCUGGAUUUGGUUGAACAUCUUCCAGUGUACACUGUAUUGAAAAGUCCUUGUUGUAAAAAUGCUUGGUUUCAUCGAGAAUGCUUGCAGUAUCAAGCUUUGAGUGCUGGGAUAUUUUUCUUUAGGUGCACAGUAUGUAAUAACAAGGACAAAUUUCAAAAAGAAAUGUUGAGAAUGGGCAUACACAUUCCAGAAAGGGAUGCAUCUUGGGAACUUGAAGAAAAUGCAUAUCAAGACUUACUGCAUUGUUAUCAACACUGUGAUGUUAAAAGGUGUCUCUGCAAGAAAGGAAGAGACUAUAAUGAACCUGACAGUAAAUGGGAAAUUAAGCGUUGCCAGGACUGCGGUUCUCGUGGGACUCAUUUGGCCUGUUCAUCUAUGAAGUCAUGGGAGCAAAACUGGGAGUGCAUGGAAUGCAGAAGUAUCUUUGCAAAAUCAGGGAAGUAUAGCAAACGGAAAAAGCGUGCUUUGGCUGCCUCUGAAAAGACAAAUGGAACACCUUGUUUGCUGGAAGAGCCACCUCCAAAGUCCCCUCGGCAGUCAUCUGGAUCUCCACGCAGUUUUCUACUCCAAUCACCAAAGAUAAUGUGCCAGAACUUGUCACCUUGCUCACAGCUAGAACAGCCAGCAUCCAACAGAGUGACAGUGUCCCCAUCUCCAGUGAUGUCAAACCAGAACUGGUCCCUGAGGCACAAGUAUUUAAGACAGCAAAGAAAGGAUGUUUGUAAUAUACUGAAGGAGUUAAAGGUACAAGUUAAAACAAAACCAACAAGACUUAACAUCAACACAGAAAAUAUUUGGAGUAGUGCUUUAAAAGGAUUUAGACAGCGCAUCUUCAGUCCUACAAACACUAUUGAAGUAAAUUUCUCAAACUGCAAAAAUAGAUCGAAGACAAAUACUUCUGCUGCAUCAAAACACCAUUUCUUCCAAGUAUUAAUGCUUCAUCUUCAGAAUUCAUCAUUGUUUGAGGGCUCUUCUGGAAAGAACUUGACCCUUGAUUUUCAGGCUCUAAAAGAAAAUCUUUAUUUUGAGGCUGGUAAAAUGAUUGCCGUUUCUCUGGUUCAUGGUGGUCCACCUCCUGGUUUCUUUUCCAAAACGCUGUUCAAAUGUCUUGUCUAUGGUCCAGAGAAUGUGAAGCCAUCUUUAGAAGACGUUGCUGAUGUUGAUGUAGCACAAACAAUAAAAACGAUCAAAUAUGCAAAUAGUCUGUCCAGCCUACAGUCUACACUACAGGACUGCUGUGAAUUCCUCACUGCUGCUGGCUGUUUAAGACCUGUAACAGCUUUGUGUGAUAAGAACAUGCUGGUGAAUGACAUACUGAUCUAUCAUGUAAUCAAGAGAAUUACUUUACCUCUAGAAAGUUUUGGGCAGGGUUUGAAAACGCUUGGUGUUCUGGAGAAAAUGCAAAGGCACCCAGAUGUGUUCUCUAGCAUAUUGUGCCACAAACCCGAAAGCCUUUCAGCAGAAACUGUUUACAAUCUCUUUACAAUCCAUUCCUCAUCAGAUGUAAAUAAAGUUGAAGGUGCUGAUUUUUGGAUGGGCUAUUUGCAAGAUGUGGAAAGUGGUGACUCUGUAGUGACAUUGGAGGAUAUUCUGCUCUUCGUAACAGGCUCCUCUUAUAUACCAUCCAUUGGUUUUGAUCCUGAACCUACUAUUAAAUUUUUGCAUAUAAGGUAUCCCAUUGGAAACAGACUUCUUAAUUGCUUAGAGCUUCCUAGAACAACGACGUAUCAGGAGUUCAAAAAUAAAAUGGAGCUCACCAUCAGAAACACACUAAGAGAUGAAAGGGAGUAAGUAUUUUUGCUAUUAAACUGAACAUUGGAAACUUGAGUUUUCUGCAGGAACAUCUGCUUUCAGUUCGCUACUGUAUUUUUGGACAACAUGCUUUUAGUAUUUUCUGACCUUUCUUCCAAAAUAAUGCUAAAAAUUGUAAUAUUAUGAGAUAGAAAACAAUUUUCAAAUUAAAAAAAAGUUAUCUCCUGAAUAAUUUUCCUUUUGAAGUUGACUUUAAGAGUCCUCCAUCUCUUGCAGAGGUAGUUAAAUGUCAGCUUUUGUUGUAGACUGAUAUGAAAUGUUACCACACUCUGUAACAGGUAAGUAUGUGGAUCGUAUCAAAUACUUAGGUAACUUAUUUAUCAAAAACAAACCGAGUCCAUUUUGAAGAUUAUUGCUGUAGAGUGUUGUCUUGCAUAAAACUGUGAUGCAGUUCUUCAGUUCUAUGUAUAUUUUUUCAGUAAUUGUUUUGUAUUGAUUCAUUUAUGGUCUUAUGAUUCAUAAAAACCCAGGAAAAUUAAAAUACUUGUAGUUUUAUGGUCAUUGUGGCUAGUGCAUUAAAAGUCUGGAGAAAACAGGUAAAAUAAUACAGCAUAAGAACAAAAUUCUGUUGAACUUGUCUCUGUUUAUAAACAAGAUCUUUGACAUUUGCACAUUUCUGCAUUCUACUGUCAUGCAUUAAUUUUUAAUUACUCAUAAAGCCAAAACAGUAAAAACAAGAAGGAAAUCUUGAACAUGCAACAAUACCUGGUCUUUCAAAGUGAAAUAUAGGAGUUAGACUUCAUGUUGUUAAAUAUGAAAGAAAAGUUUGUUGCUCAUUAGAACAUACAAACUUGUCUUCCAUUUAAGUAUUUUCAUUUGACCAUGCAAGUCUACCAUCAAGCUUGUCUGGGCCUGACACUUUUCCAGCUUUUAUUCUAAAUUCUUCCAGUUCAGUUGUAGGCACAUUCUGAGCACUGUAUAAGAUAUAUUUCAGUGCUGCAGUAAUUUGGCUGGGCCAUUAAGCAGUAAAAUAUAAGUAGUGAAAUUCCUAUAUAGCAACAUUUUAAUGUUCCUAAUGCUAAAACUAUGACAUUAAAAGGACAUUUAAAUACAUUCUUUUCAAAUGUAUGCUGCUCUCUGUUUUGAAAUUAUACUGUUUCCCUCUGUUAGUUUUGAGUGCCUGUGCUAUAUGUCCUUAACAUAAGCUGUGCUAUACAUGUAAAAUAGAUACAUAUGUGUCUGUAUGUACGCACAUUCUUCAAAAUACUGCAAAGUAAUUAUAUACUUCUUUGUUAAUAUAGCUUGUUCCGAAUUGAAAAUAUAAGCAGGAUUGCUUUACAUUUGAAUGCUUUGGCAAGGAAGUACAUCCACAGUAAUUAUAAAUGGAUAGGUGCUUCCGAAAAAAUAAUAGAAAGUCUAAGGAAAUCAUUGCAAGUGUUAGAUCAGACAUUUCUCAUUACUAAUGCCUAAAACAAUCUAAGCAGUCUUGUCAUUAUAAAUUUAAGAAUAUUAGAAAUUAAGACAAGAUUAGCAGUGGUUUUUGCUUGUUGGCCAAAAGCAUAUUCAAGUCUCCUUUGAAAGAAACAUAUCAUCUCUUAGAGAAUGUAAUUUGACUUGUUUAUAUACUAAGCAUUUUCUCAGUGUCUUCUCCAAUAAUAUUCUGUGUUUCUAAUCUUUGCAUAAUUUUUGACUCUUAUUCUGUCAAUAAAUUCUUUGUAUUCUUAGCCUUCACAAUGGUCUGUUACCAUGACAGGGAGAGUGAUUUGGCACAAGUUUGUUUACAUAAUAAGGAUUCGUGUUGUAUCUUUGUAUUUUUCAAAAAUAAUUACUUUCCUGCAGAUAUAUUAUACUUUUAAAAUGAGCACAGUAUUUGUUUUUCUUGCCUAGCUAAUGAUAAAUAUGUUCUGUAAUGUUAUUCCAUAUGAGAAGUACAGAUUUUACAAAAGUAGCAAGCAGAGUGUGAGUAAUUUCAAAGGAUGAGGACUUUUGGUACCUGCAGUGGCAAGAGAAAAUGUUCAGAACCUGGAACUAAAUAAACAGCAUUUUAAAACCUUCAAUGGGGAAAGAAAUAAUAAAACAAUGUGAACUUAAGGCUUCAAAACAUACCUGAGAUUACAAAAAUAGAGUUCACACCUUUUAUUGCUUAUUACUUUUGAACUCAGUAGUUGAAAGGCUUUUAUAUAAAGGCAGAACUAACCUAUAUGCCAGGUGUAAAAAAUGUCCACUUUAAAACAAUCUGCUGUACAAUGCUAUAUCCAAACACUGAAUUCAUAAAAUCAGUAAAAACACAGGAUGUAAUAUUGCUUGAAAGGGUUUUUCUUAAACAGAUUCUGUUCCCAUUGUCUAAUACUGACAUGUACCUGUUCAGGACAAGUCAUCUUUCACUUUUCUGUUGAUUUGAUCAGCUCUAUCUACACACUCCAAUAUAAUACUUCAUAUAUUCAAGUUGUAUUCAUGAAUGCUGCUAUGGAAAGGAAUUUCCUCAUUUUCAGCAUUUAUUUAUAUAGAUCAGUCAUAAAUAUAUUUGAACUGUUCAUUAGUGACAUUGUAAGAACAAUUUAUAUAGCUAUAAAGACCCUAGGUUUUUUUUUUGUAGCAGAUCACUGAAGUGCAAUAUUAUGGGGUAGUUUCCAUUUUACAUAAACAUAGCCUGAGGCACACCUUGACAUUAGGGAGGCUACUUUCAGUAUUUCUGUAACACAGGGAGAAUAAUUGUGUGUGCAUCAGCUGUGUAUUAAAUAUAUUCUUAUAGAAGCUGAGUCUUUUAUAAGAUUUGUCAGCACCAUGAAAGAACUAUUCCAGUCCUUUUUGUGUUUGGCCAAAGAACUUCAGUUCCCCACAGUUUCUGCCUCAAACCUUUAGUUUCCAUCUGGAAUUAGCACAUCAAAUAAGCUCUUUGUUUUCUAGAGUGAUAAUUUCCUACUGAACGGUAAUAUACUAGAAUUAGUGGGUUUAGUAUGGUCUCCUUAACAAUGUAGAUAGAAUAAAAAGACCACUAUCAAAUAUUUUAGCUCUGUGUUUGAAAAACCGAGGAAUAAGAAAUUUGUGACUUGCUUUUUUGCCCACUCAGAGGAUGCUUACCAGAAAAAGCUGUUAGAUUUUUUUAACUGAAUGAAGAGUGAAAUAUAGUCCAAAAGAGAAAAAAAUUGUUCAUACUAAAAGUCUAAACCAUUGUGUGCUGCACCUUUGAUUAUUUUCAUUAAGAUGUUAUGUCCUGGAAUUUGAAAACAUAAGAAUUUUGAGAGUACUUGUUAUUAAUUCACACUCACAUUCUGCAUAUGCAUUUUGAAAAUAGUAGCAAAAAAAUCUAAUUUAAAUAGAAUUGCAACACAGAAGCCUACAAAAUAUGCCUUUCAAGUAUAUUUUGAAUCUGUUUUAUAUGGUAAAACAUGUUUAAAGCUCAAACUUUUCUGUUUCUUACCUAAGGGAAUGUCUAAUAGGAAAAAAGAAAAGUUAAAAUGCAAAACCUUUUGAAAUGUCAAAUCAUAUGUAUACAGAAAAUAAUUUUCAAAGUGUUAAUGUUUGUAAAAAACUACACUCUAACCCUCUGAUGUUUGUAUUACAUAAACAAUAUUAUUUUUGAAGUUAUGGUAUUUAGAAUGUUAUGCAAUACAAUGUAAUUUUGUAAAUUUUUUUAGUUCUAACUUGAACUCUGCAGGAUCAGUGCCUAAACUGUUGCAUCUUCAAGCGGUGUUUUGUAGCAUCAGUGUUGAAAUAAUCAGUAAUUGUGGGAAAUAGUGUGUAUAUGUCCAAAGUGCAAUAAAGGGUUAAAUAUGUA
Messenger RNA from Haemorhous mexicanus (house finch), 6111 nucleotides. It is a transcript of the gene G2E3, whose product is annotated as G2/M-phase specific E3 ubiquitin protein ligase. The transcript has 16 exons. NCBI's taxonomy places the organism in Eukaryota, Metazoa, Chordata, Aves, Passeriformes, Fringillidae. The record is from RefSeq and is a predicted model, not a curated record. Gene Ontology annotation, cellular component: nucleus. Bases 138 to 2372 code for a protein of 744 amino acids. Gene Ontology annotation, molecular function: ubiquitin-protein transferase activity.